GAAAGAGAAGCAAAGUUGUGUGAUUCGUGCACCUUUGAUUAUAUUAUCGCUCUUAUCGACGGCGAUAAAAAGCAUAUAUCAAAAUAAGCGUCACGUGAUAGUCUAGAUGACACAAGAAUGAGGUCACUAAUAUACACAACGCGGCACGUUUCAUAAGGGAACGGUUGAUAGAUUGAUAGGUUAAAACUCUUGAUCUUGAGUAUCUCUUUGAUUUUGAUAUAUACCGAACGAAUAUAUUUUUAUCAAAAUUUAAUUAAGUGGAACGGGUCAAACUACACAUUUGCCAGAAUAACGAAGUAACAGAAGCCAGGGCUAUUUAUGCCGAAUAACGAUCUCUCACGAUGGAGCCUGGUACGAGCAGCCCGACAGAUGAUUACACGGAGAUAAUACGAAAACUUCCCGUUUACUUGAAAUUAGCCUACGGCACGGGUCAUGUACUAAACGACAUUUGCGCUUCCAUGUGGUUCACCUAUCUGCUAGUAUUCUUUCAUCUGGUUCUCGGAUUCGAUCCGACUUUGGCUGGCGCCGUGUUACUCAUUGGUCAAGUAGCGGAUGCCCUGGUCACACCGUUUGUCGGCUAUCAGUCCGACAGGAACGACAACUUUUGGUUGUGCCGAUAUGGCAGGAGGAAAACUUGGCACUUGAUAGGCACCAUUUGUGUACUACUAGGAUUCCCAUUUAUAUUUUCGCAAUGCAUCGGCUGUGAAUACGCACAUCAAUAUGCACAGUUAGUUUAUUACGCUGCUUUUGUCGUAAUCUUUCAAUUUGGUUGGGCAGCGGUACAGAUAUCGCAUUUAGCCUUAGUCCCAGAGCUAACGCCUUCUGAACACGAGAGGACUGAACUCAUAGCUAUAAGAUUCACGUUUACUGUCUUCUCCAAUGUUCUCGUUUACUGCAUUAUGUGGGGUGUGCUACAUGUAACGAGCGAUGAGUAUAAUUCUCAGAUUGGACCUGGUGACAUUUAUAAAUUUCAAGAAGUUAUUCUAAUUGGGCUAAUAGUUGGACUCAUAGCAUCCAUUAUAUUUCAUGUUGUUGUUAAGGAAAGUGCUAAUGGCGAUGCUAAUGGUAGUUUUUUACAUAGAAACGGUAGGACAGCAUUAGUGCUAUUGCGUGACUUCAGAUUGUAUCAGAUAGCUUUUGUCUAUAUGCUUACACGACUAUUCAUCAAUUUGUGCCAGAUUUAUAUGCCUUUGUACUUACACGAGUCACUGAAUAUGCCUGCCACUUCUCUGGCUUAUAUACCAUUGACGAUGUAUCUGAGUAGUUUCUUGACAUCCUUAAUCAUAGAGAGACUUAACACGAAAUGGGGUCGAAAAAUUGCAUAUUCUAUUGGCGCUUUGCUCGCGAUAUGCGCUUGCAUAUGGAUACAAUUUGGCAAUGAUGAUACAUACACCAAAUAUCAGAUCUAUGCUGUUGCUGUAUUGUUAGGUUCUGCUGGUGCAAUAAUGUUGGUGACCAGUCUCGGUAUCACUUCGGAUCUGAUAGGGAGAAAUACCGAGAGCGGUGCUUUCGCCUACGGAAUUAUGAGUUUUACAGAUAAGAUGAGUAAUGGUCUAGUGGUUAUGCUCAUUCAGUACUUGGUGAAACACUUGUCGUCCGGUUAUGCCAGUUAUUACUAUAGAAAUAUUCUUACAUACGUUUGCGGUGUAUCCGCGGCCUCCGCUAUGCUGAUGAUUCUAUAUAUUAAACCGUUCUCGCGUGUUACGGUCUUCGAUACUUUACACAAUGAUGAGGACGAGGGUUUCAUAGAAACUCCAAAUCCGAUCGACGGAAACUCGGACCAACAGCCGCAAACUAAUACAUAAUCUACGCCAAUAUAUAGUUUGCAAAUAUUUUAGCACAAAAUAUGUAAGAUACAAAGAUAUAUUCAUAUUUAUUUUAAGAAAAAAAGAAAAUAAGCAAUAUAUAUGCUAUGCGCGCGCUAUGAUAUGUGAUAUGUAUUGAGAGCAGAUUAUUAUAUUUUUUAUUCGAGAUCUACGAUUGAUAUUAUCGUUGAUAUUAAUACAAUUUUAUAUAUUUUAAUAAUGUUAUUGUAACAUUUAUUUCUUUCGUUCUAUUUUAAUGCAUUUAAUGUAAUACGAGAUUAAUGUAGACAACUUUUUGAAUUAAAUAUUUUAAAUUUU
Formica exsecta is the source of this 2123-nucleotide messenger RNA. RefSeq names its product major facilitator superfamily domain-containing protein 12-like. The coding region runs from base 342 to 1805 and encodes 487 amino acids. Gene Ontology annotation, molecular function: symporter activity. Lineage: Eukaryota; Metazoa; Arthropoda; Insecta; Hymenoptera; Formicidae. Gene Ontology annotation, biological process: carbohydrate transport. The record is from RefSeq and is a predicted model, not a curated record. Gene Ontology annotation, cellular component: membrane. The transcript is spliced from 8 exons.